Molecule: messenger RNA, 4434 nt
Organism: Corvus hawaiiensis (hawaiian crow)
Lineage: Eukaryota; Metazoa; Chordata; Aves; Passeriformes; Corvidae
Gene: UVSSA
Product: UV stimulated scaffold protein A
Exons: 13
Coding region: 144-2372 (742 amino acids)
Biological process (GO): response to UV; transcription-coupled nucleotide-excision repair
Cellular component (GO): chromosome
Molecular function (GO): RNA polymerase II complex binding
Source: RefSeq, a predicted model, not a curated record
CCGCCGCUGAGGGCCGGAAGAUGGCGCCGCCCAGACGCGGCCGGACCCGUCGGCGCUGGUGGUUCCCGGCCGGGGCUACCCCGUCUUGAAGGCACCUUCGGGGCGGUUGUCCCGACUGCUCCGGUGCCUCGGUGCUGACGGAGAUGGACCAGCGCCUGGUCGAGCUGGUGGAGGAGCUCACCACCUCGGGGGAACCGCGGCUGGAGCCCGGCAGGAUGAAGGAGCUGAAGAAGAUCUGCAAGUCGUCGGAGGAGCACAUCAGCCACGCCUACCACCUGCUGCUGACGCGGCUGCAAGAGGAGCACGCCGAGAUGCGCUUCUCCGCCUUCCAGGUCGUGCAGGAGCUGUUCGCUAGGUCCCACCAGUUCAGGACGCUGCUUAUCUCCAACUUCCAGGAGUUCCUGGAGCUCACGGUGGGGAUAGACCACGAUCAGCCCCUUCCCCCGCCCAAAGAGGUGGCGCAGAAGCUGAGGAAAGCGGCCAUAAAGGCAGUGCAAGACUGGCACGAGAAGUAUGGGGAGGCCUACAAGCAGCUUUCCCUGGGAUACCACUUCCUAAAGCAGAAUAAAAAGGUGGAUUUUCAGGAUGUGCAUGCCAGAACUGUGGCUGAAAGGAGGAGGGAGGAGGAGAAACAAAAACGACUGGAGAACAUUUACAAAGAAAAAGUCAAAAGAACUGAAAAAGAAAUGGAAGAAAUGUCCCAAGAGAUUGCUGAUACGCUGACAGAGAUGGAAAACUGUUUCCAGCUUCUGAUGCCAGAUCCUUUCAAUUUUGCGGUGAACAACGUGGAACCGGAGCUCAGCGAACAAAUGUCUGCUAAUGAGGCUGGACCUGCAUCCCCCUUGUCCUCCCAGGGGGAAGUUUACCCAUCCUAUUUGGGGUGCAUGGAUGAUGAACAGCCAUGCUGCAGCAAGGACAUUCUUCCUGUUUCUCAGUGUGUUACACCUGAUAGAAACAAAGAGGUACAUGAGAAGCCUGAGCAAAAGGAGCUGGAUGGAGGGACAUGCUCGGAUGUUCAAUCCAGUGGCCCUGCUCUUGAUGACGACGAUUACCAGACUUUUGUUAGGAACCAUGGGCUUAUUUCACAUAAGUAUACUCUAGACCUUGAAAUCUCCACAGAUAUAAAAGUGCAAGAGAAUGAAGAUAAUACUGCCAUCAUAAAUAGUGUCAUGGAUGCUCACAAACUUCUCAGAAAUAAGUUCUGGCCUUCUGUGCAGUCAUGGAUUCAGCUACUUACCAGAGCAGGAAUCAAUGAUGAUCGGCUAAGAUGCGCCAUUGAACUCAAGAAUAAAUUGGAGACUGCUAUGAAGAAAUACAAGGAAAUGAACAUUUCCUUUAAAGCAAGAAAAGGAAAAGUGAUGAAAGCCUCAGAUGAUGAUGAUGACGAUGAGGAUGAAGAUGAAUUUGUGGAGGUCCCUGAGAAGGAAGGUUAUGAGCCCCACAUUCCAGACCACCUGCGUAAGGAAUAUGGGCUUGAACCCAAGUCACCUCCAAAAGCCCUGGUGGCGAAGGCAUCGACAGGAGCAGCUCCGCUGAGCUCCCACACUCAGCUCAAAGGGAAUGAGGAUGAACUCGAUCCAACCUGUGCAGCUGCCACUCUGAAACUUAUUAGAGACAAGCUACCAAAGCUACCACCUCCUCAUGCCAGUGAAUCUGCAAGUACUGCGACAGCAGAUGUGGAAGAUCUUGACAGUAAAAGAAGAAAACUAGAAGAAAGAGCUAAAGCUCCCCUCAUGCCUUUUGGAUUAGAUCUUCACUACUGGGGAGAGGAUCAGCCAAGUGCUGGGAAGAUUCUCAAAUUUACCUCUGAGCAUCGAUUUUGGGCACCCUGUGAAGUAGAGGAAGAAGUGGAAAAUAAAGAAAUAACAGAAAUGUUAAAAACCAGGUAUAUAACAUUUGCUGGCAAGUUUGAACCGGUAAAACAUAAAUGUCGAGCACCAAUGCCUGAUGGAAGUCUGUGUGAAAGACAAGAUCGGAUUAAGUGCCCUUUCCAUGGAAAGAUAAUACCUCGGGAUGACUCUGGGAUUCCUGUAAAUGCAGAGGACAGAGCCAGAGAAGAGAAGAUAAAGUUUGAGAAGCAAGCGGCCCAGCCAGAGUGGCGAGAUCCAGAAUUUAUGAGAGAAGUUGAAGCUGCUACAGGACUGGAUCUUGGUUCCUCUAAAAGUAAUGGAAAAGGACAGAAAAAGAAAGGGAAGAAGCAAAAAUAUCCAAAUCUGACAGACCUGAAGCAACAGGCUAACACUUCUCGUUCCCGGCUUGAGAAGAAAGUCUUCAACAAAGGUGCCAUGAACCGGGUCGUGAAAGCCAUGAACCGGGUGGACCAAAGGAAGCAUGAGAAGUUUGCCAACCAGUUUAAUUAUGCUCUGAAUUAAAUUGUUAAUCACCUUUGUCCUUCUUUUAUUACAAAAGUGCAACUGCAAAACCCUUAAUCAAAGAUAUUUGUAUUUACACUACAAUACUUUGCUAGGCACAUUGUUACAGGUGUCAUUUUUAAAUUGUUUCCAAGUUUAACUUAUUUGAUAAUGAAUAUUAAUUUUGGGAAAGAUGUGGUAGAAUAGAAUGGAAUGUAUUUAAAAAGUUUAUAAUUAUUUGAAAUAUACAUGAAAUAGAGGUAUUUUAUGACUUGUACAUAAUUGGGGUAAACUGUUCAGGUUUUGGGGCUUGAUUCUUUUCCUUCCUAAGGGACUCAUGUAAUUUAUACCUCCUUUGCCAGCAUGUGUGUUUAAUUUUCCAGUUUUCUGCCCUCAGAUAAAAAGAUACCUUAAAAACAAUUUGAUUGCUGCCAGGAAUGGCAAUGCACAGAGCAUUUGCUCAGCCUACUGCUGUAUAAAGUGAGCCACAUCAAGGAGCACAGCAGCUCCUGCAGUACCUCUACAAACAUCUUGGUACACAAAAAAAAAAACAAAUCUGAACCAAUUGCUGCCUUCAGAUGAGGAAUGGAGCAGAGUUUGAUUUCUGCAAACUGAAUUCCAGGAGCUAAGUCAAUCCUGGUAGCUGCGGCACAGAUGGAAAAGCUGAAAUGGCAAAGAGCAUCCUGGCCUGCUUCUUGUCUUCCCAAGAUGGUAUCCCAAUAUCUUUCAGAACUACUCCUGGAAAGCACAUUGUGAAAGUCUGUAGAUAGACACAGAAAAUGCUCCAGUUUAACUGCUGUCAAAAAAGCUCAAAGUAUGAAGUGAAAAUAAGAGGUUUAAAAAAAUCAUUCAAGUGACACACUGAUCUAGUGGCAGUAGUGAACUGCCUGGCUUGGAUCAGAUAAAAUUACACCAGGCUAAGCCUGAGAGUGUGUCUAAGGACCCAGAAACAAACACAAACAUUUGGACUCCUCUAGCUCCAGAGAGUUAAUGUGCAGGUGGAUCCAGUGUGGGUAGUAGUUCUUGGCUGGGUACUUAAACAAAUCUCCCAAACUUGUUUGCUGGCUAUAGUCAAGGAGAGUGAAUGAAACAAUGACCAGUUGUGCUCUUGCAACAUUUCAUACAGCUUUAUGGGUAAAGAAAACCCAGACAAUCAGGAAGGUGGUGUUUAAAAAUCAAUUUCAAAGUGACCCACAAAAGUCUUCAAUAAAAUACUCAUUACAAAUUAGAAUGGAUUCUCUAUAGCAUGGGCUUAGUCACUCACCUGUUGGAGGUGUUUCCGCAUGGUAAGGAGACUCUAAGAGUUAAAACUUUGGAAAGUGGUAACAACUGAGUGUAGCUUCUGACCACCUCAGACACAAGCUAAUUUACAGUUCUGCCAAGUACUUUCUGACUUGCACAAGUACUGCAUAGAAAGCAAUUAAUGCUGUCUUUUGAUGAUUUAUCUUGCAAGAGCUCUGUAAUUUGGACAGGUUGAUGUACUUCUGAAAUACCAAAAAUAAAACAAAUAAAGAGCCAGAAUUUCGCAUAAUAUUUACUGACUGCGCUGGAAAGUAAAAUCACUUCUACUAAUGUGGCAGUGAAGAUUUCAGGUGAAAACGUGGAUAAGGACAAACCACGUUCAUCAUCAAGUCAAUUGAAUCAGCUGCUAAACUGAUUUGAUUUCAUACUAAAGACAAAGUUGCACACCCACAAAAAAAUAGGAAACAUACAAACACAACAACUGUCCCACCUCACAUAUGAGAAUGUGAUAGUGAUCAUUGGGUGCUGGGAUCCCCAAACUUAACUGACACUUGCUGAUUAAUGUUCAAAGAGCCACAUCUUUCUCUGAAGGUCCAGUAUACCUUCACUAAAUAGAAGUCCUUUUAAGUUCAAAAAUUCAAAAUAGAUCAGUCUACCUUUUAGAUUCAUCACACAUUUUGUGUGUCAGUUUACUUAGAGCAAUUUACAAAUUUGAGCUCCCUGGGCUCACCGGUUCAAAUGUUGCCCAACUGUCCCUGUGACAUUUCUACUGGAACUUUUCUGUUCCUGUCCUCAGGGCUUCUGGGAAAAAAAAAAAUAAAUACAAGUAUCAUUCACAUAA